Molecule: messenger RNA, 4197 nt
Organism: Esox lucius (northern pike)
Lineage: Eukaryota; Metazoa; Chordata; Actinopteri; Esociformes; Esocidae
Gene: tmem165
Product: transmembrane protein 165
Exons: 6
Coding region: 1741-2661 (306 amino acids)
Biological process (GO): Golgi calcium ion transport; Golgi calcium ion homeostasis; calcium ion transmembrane transport
Cellular component (GO): Golgi apparatus
Molecular function (GO): calcium ion transmembrane transporter activity; manganese ion transmembrane transporter activity
Source: RefSeq, a predicted model, not a curated record
GAUCAUGAUAAAUGGGGGCAUAAACAAAAGUGUUUAUAAUUUGGUUUAGUGUAUAUUUAUAUUUUAGGUUCUUCAGAAUAGCCAUCCUUUCCCUUGAUUACAACUUUGCACAUGCUUGGCAUUCUCUCAAUCAGACUGAACUCUUAAGCCUGAAUGCCAACAUAUGUGUCUGGAAAAAUAAUGUACUGCUCAUCACCUGGCUAAUAUCAUACCUAGUGAUACUGCAUUGUGGUGGGAGCAUCAUGCUCUAUGGAUGCUUUUCAUGCUUUGCAGGGAGUCUAAUCGGGAUUGAGGGAAUGAUGAACGGAAAUAAAAUGAAGAGGUCCUUGAAUAAAACAUUAUCAGAGUGCCCAGAACCUCAGAUUGAGGCAAUGGUUAAUCUAUUAGCAUAACAACAACCUGAAAAAUACAGCCAGGACAACACUGGUGUGGCUUUCAGACAAGUAUGUGAAUGCCCUUGAGUGGCCCAGCCAAAGCCUGGACUUUAACCCUAUUGAACUUAGAGAGAACUAAAUAUUGCAGUUCUCUGAUGCUCCCCAUCCAACCAGACCAAGCUUGAGAGUAUCUGCCUGGAAGAAUUGGAGAAACUGCCCAAAUCCAGGUGUGCAAAGAUGGCAUGGUGAAUGUGCUUCUAUAAAAUACUGAAUUAAGGGUCUGAUCCUGAUGUACACAAGAUAUUUAAGUUAUACAUUUUUGAUAAAUUGGUACACAUUUCUAAAAAUAUGUUUUAACCUUCAUUAUGGGACAUUGUGUGAAGAUAGGUCGGGAGAAAACGUUAUAAAUUUAGUCAAUUGCACAACAAAGCGUGUAGAAAACUGAUGCGGUCUGAUGCCACGUCUGAAAUCUGAUCUGAUUGGUUAAAAUAUCCAAUAAUGGAUAAUCAUCAGAAUUGGGCUCCCAGUGUGAAUGCAGCCAUGUUACUUGUACACCUCUGGAGAUGUAACAUGUUGGGUUUACGCCAGGAACUAGCCUAUUCCCUGCUGUAAUUGACAGCAGCAGCUCAAUGAUAUUGGUGUUGCUGUCAGCAGCUAUAAGGUGGUAAGGGGUUCACUUUACGACUGGAGAUUUGGAUUGCCUCUAGAACGUAUAUUUGCAGUGUAAAUUUUAUAAAGUCUUCGAGCAUGUUGUGACUGAUUAGUAUUUAAAAUGCUUUAUUUGACCAAUUCUGAAUAUUACUAAUUUAUCUAAAAAGUGUGUUGUUUACAUCCAUUAACGAUACCUACCUAUUUCUACUUCGUCGCUGCGUUAUCCUGUGGAUACAGGAAACCAGUUUUUCACGUCAAGUCCUUUUUUCUGGGUAUUUUUUUGCGCAUGUGCAAGUCUUUCUAACUUGACAACAUUUUCCGUGACAUCAACAAAUUGACAGUUGAAUUAGUCAAUAACCGUACUGGAUUUAAGUUACGUCAUGAACUUACAUAUACGUUCUACUUUCAGGGAUCCAAUCACGUAGUGGUGUACUGUCUCAGGUUGUACGUUCCCAACUCCUCAAAUUCCGUAUGAGUUCAAUUCUAAACUCAGGGAAAGCUUCUCUAUACACGCACACUGACUACGAGCUAGCUAUGUAGUUUAGCAGUGAACACAAUUAUAUUGGGUGACUGAUGAAGUCAGGCAGUAGUUUUUGAUACUUUUUAUACUUAUUUUAGGGGUGGUCAUUUCGGUAAUUGAAUACAUACACUUCUGCAAACUGCCUUUAUUAUUAGCAUUUUAACAAAAUCUAGCUACCCGCUUCGGUUGGUUGAAAUGUCUCUACAGACCGGCGGAAAAGAUGGAAGGGCGAAUAGAACCGUGUUAUGUGUCCUGCUGCCUCUGGCUGUCGCGGUGUUUUUGUCGGCCGGAGUUGCUGGGAUGCAGACUCCGGAGGAACACAAACCAGUUCAAGAACAACCGCCACAAGAGAAAGUACAUACUACUCGUGCUGUUAACACAGUGGUCAGUGAAAAUGACUCCAGCAAAUCUGGUGACCUGGGCUUCAUCCAUGCCUUUGUGGCUGCUAUCUCUGUCAUAGUUGUCUCGGAACUGGGAGACAAGACUUUCUUCAUUGCUGCCAUCAUGGCUAUGCGCUACAACCGCCUUACAGUGCUGUUAGGGGCUAUGCUAGCCCUUGGCUUUAUGACCUGCCUCUCAGUUAUGUUUGGCUAUGCCACAACAGUUAUCCCCAGGAUCUACACAUACUACGUGUCCACAGCUCUGUUUGCCAUCUUUGGUGUGCGCAUGCUGAGAGAGGGACUGAAGAUGAGUGCAGACGAGGGUCAGGAGGAGUUAGAAGAGGUCCAGGCCGAGAUUAAAAAGAAGGAUGAAGAGCUCCAGCGGGCGAAGCUUCUGAAUGGGGCUCCAGAUGUGGAGUUGGGCUCAGGGUCCAGUCAUCCGCAGAGGAAGUGGCACAGCUUUAUCUCGCCUGUGUUCGUUCAGGCGUUCACCCUUACCUUCCUGGCAGAGUGGGGAGAUCGCUCUCAGCUCACCACCAUCAUCCUGGCUGCCCAGGAGGAUCCUUUUGGAGUGGCUGUGGGCGGUACUCUGGGACACUGUUUGUGCACAGGACUGGCUGUGAUUGGAGGAAGGAUGAUUGCACAGAAGAUCUCUGUCAGAACUGUUACAAUCAUUGGUGGGAUCAUGUUCCUGGGCUUUGCCUUAUCCGCCCUCUUCUUCAAGCCAGAGGUUUGAUUCUGACUGGAGGAUGGACUUCCUGGCAAAAGUUGUACAUAACUGUAAAGUUCAACGAUUCAUUUAGAGAAGCUGUAUUCUUGUCGCGUGUGUGUCUUUGAGUGUGACAGUUGUACUGUACUGUGUGUGUGUGUGUGUGUGUGUGUGUGUGUGUGUGUGUGUGUGUGUGUGAAACAGAGUACUCUAAUGGGAUUGAGUCUGUAUGAAUGUAGCACCCGAAUGUCCUCUUGUCUUACUGAGUCUGUGAUCCCUCACGUUCUGAAUCUUGUAACUUCCACACAUAAACAAGACGACGUACCUCCCCCUCACACUCAAUGCCGAGCUUUGGUCAGUUUAUUCGAUCAAUCCCCAUCUUUAGUUAUUUUAAUAUGCUUUAAGAGCAGCUUGUUGGUCGUUGGACCGCAUGGACUAGUGUUGCUGAGCAGCUAUGUCUCCUGGCUGACCGCUGACCCCAGGCCAGUCUUGUGGAGGAGGUCAGUGAUCGGGCCAUGGUGGAGAGCUCUGUGGUCAGGUAGACUUAACUCCUGUAUAUGUUGUUGCCCUCAAUGUCAUCUGAAAAUGGAAACAGGGCCUUCCCUUUAAUCAUUGGACUUUUCCGGAUGUGUCAGCAAUUUGGCAAUUUAGCUUUGGCUGUGUACAUCCGGCGAUUUCCAUUUGCUAGAUAGACAUGCUAGCCAAUAUCAUUAAAGGUGCAGUAACCCAUUCAGUAAUGUCUAGAUUGUGGUCUAACAGUGAAGAAACACAGCUUUUGUCUGCACCUGAAAGUGGUACUGAGGUUUAUAGAAGUUGUGUCUGAGACACAUUGGUGAAGAAAUCAUGGGAAUAAAUAUUAUAACUUGAUCUUAAAUUUCAUUGUCAUACAGGACAAUUUCUCAAAAGACAUAGUUGUUGGUUACAGUAUUUAUUUACGACUUGGGAGCAUGGGAAUUAUAAUAUUGUUAAUGAUAGUAGUUUUACCUUCUUUUUUUUUUUAGUACUUAGACAAAAACUUUUACAGGGUAAUGUCAUGUCAUUGUCAAUAUUUGACAAGUUGUACCCUGAGACUGCCUAGUCUCAAACCUGAUCCUAGGCAACAGUGACUAGGCUCCGGUUUCAAUUAUGGACUCUUUUGGGAACUUGGUAUAAGAAAAGAGAAUUCAGGGGUGGGUCCCCUCCAAACAGAACACUCCCCUAACAAAGGCAGACAUGCUAGAAUGUCACAAUUAGAAUCCAAAGUUGUCAUACUUUUUAGUAGUAAUAUAAAUGUAGGUAGUUGAUUCGAGCCACUUACAAAAUGCACUCAUUACAUAUAACCUCUGAUCUGCAUCUUGCUAGUUACUAAUUAGCUUUUUAUUCAAAUUUAAAAUGUAGAAACAUUUCCUUUAUGCCAACAGUCUGUCAUUUAUACUAGACUACACAGUCACUGUUGUCUAGGGUUGGGUUUUCCACACUACUGACAACUAUGUAUGCUCUUUUGCUAUACAGAUUAAUUUUGGAUUAUUGAAGCCUGAUCAUUGUAAAUGCUCAAUAAAACCUCAUGCCUACCCUGAACUCUAA